GUUUGCCUAACUAAUAUAACUACGACUUUUUCAGUGACCAUUCCAUGUAAACUCUGCUUAGUGUUUCAUUUGUCAACAAUAUUGUCGUUACUCAUUAAAUCAAGGAAAAAUAUACAAUUGUAUAAUUUUCUUAUAUUUUAAAAUUAAUUUUGAUGUAUUACCCCUUUAUAAAUAGGCUAUCGCUACAACACCAAUAACUACACCCAAAAGAACAUCUUUCCUUCGAAUUUUCUUUCAAUUAACAUUUCUUUUACUUGUCUCCUUGUGUCUUCACUUCACAUCACAACAUGGCUUUGAAGACAGUUUUCGUAGCUUUUAUGAUUCUCCUUGCCAUCUAUUCGCAAACGACGUUUGGGGACGAUGUGAAGUGCGAGAAUCUGGAUGAAAACACGUGUGCCUUCGCGGUCUCGUCCACUGGAAAACGUUGCGUUUUGGAGAAGAGCAUGAAGAGGAGCGGGAUCGAGGUGUACACAUGUCGAUCAUCGGAGAUAGAAGCUAACAAGGUCACAAACAUUAUUGAAUCGGACGAGUGCAUUAAAGCGUGUGGUCUAGACCGGAAAGCUUUAGGUAUAUCUUCGGACGCAUUGUUGGAAUCUCAGUUCACACAUAAACUCUGCUCGGUUAAAUGCUUAAACCAAUGUCCUAACGUAGUCGAUCUCUACUUCAACCUUGCUGCUGGUGAAGGAGUGUAUUUACCAAAGCUAUGUGAAUCACAAGAAGGGAAGUCAAGAAGAGCAAUGUCGGAAAUUAGGAGCUCGGGAAUUGCAAUGGACACUCUUGCACCGGUUGGACCAGUCAUGUUGGGCGAGAUAGCACCUGAGCCGGCUACUUCAAUGGACAACAUGCCUUACGUGCCGGCACCUUCACCGUAUUAAUUAAGGCAAGGGAAAAUGGAGAGGACACGUAUGAUAUCAUGAGUUUUCGACGAGAAUAAUUAAGAGAUUUAUGUUUAGUUCGACGGUUUUAGUAUUACAUCGUUUAUUGCGUCCUUAUAUAUAUGUACUUCAUAAAAACACACCACGACACAUUAAGAGAUGGUGAAAGUAGGCUGCGUUCUGGUGUAACUUUUACACAAGUAACGUCUUAUAAUAUAUAUGAUUCGAAUAAAAUGUUGAGUUUUGGUGAAAAUAUAUAAUAUGUUUCUGUUUUUGGUUUUUAAUGUUUAAAUUAAAUUCAAAGAAAAAAAUAUCUUUUGUACAACAAGUGCAACAUUUUGUUUUAAGAAAUAAAGCUAAAAAUCAGUAGUUGAUGAACUCAAC
Arabidopsis thaliana (thale cress) is the source of this 1259-nucleotide messenger RNA. Its product is annotated as PAR1 protein. Lineage: Eukaryota; Viridiplantae; Streptophyta; Magnoliopsida; Brassicales; Brassicaceae. The transcript has 3 exons. The record is from RefSeq and is marked reviewed. The coding region runs from base 288 to 875 and encodes 195 amino acids.